Saccharomyces paradoxus is the source of this 3075-nucleotide messenger RNA. It is a transcript of the gene SKG3, whose product is annotated as Skg3p. The transcript has a single exon. The record is from RefSeq and is a predicted model, not a curated record. The coding region runs from base 1 to 3075 and encodes 1024 amino acids. NCBI's taxonomy places the organism in Eukaryota, Fungi, Ascomycota, Saccharomycetes, Saccharomycetales, Saccharomycetaceae.
AUGAAAAGGAUUUUCUCUGGUGUGAAGUCACCAAAGUUACCUGCUCCCCCAAAAGUCUUCAAAAAUGAUGAGAGCCCAUCCACUCCAAGCUCCCCCAAAUUCGAUCAAGGCCUUCGAAGUUUAUCGGCAUCUGCCUCAAGGCUCUUCAGUAGCUCAACAUCCACUCCUGGUAGCCCUACUUUAGAUCUUCCACAGGAACACUCUAUUAAUGGUGACAUCUCACCAGAACUAGUACCAAUCGUUACUUUACUUUCCGCACAGUCUCAUAGAAGAUACCAUCAUGGUACAUUCCUGAUAUUACAUGACUUGAAAACGGAUGGAACACCUGCUGCGCGUCAAUGGGAUGAAUGCUAUGGAGUAUUGUUAGGAACCCAGUUGGCCUUAUGGGAUGCGAAAGAAUUAUCAGAUUCGAAGACUAAUAGGGACACAUCAAAUUUGAAGAAAGUCGCAUCGAGACCCACUUUCAUCAACUUCACAGACGCUUCUGUGAGGAAUUUGGACGCUAAUGAUCAGAUAAUCAGUGCAGCAGAGAGCAAAAAUACAAAAAAGGAUCUAGACAACGUUCUUGUUGUUUCAACAACUUUGAAAAACAGAUAUUUCUUAAAAUUCAAAAAUUCAAAAUCGUUCAAAACUUGGAAUGCAGCAAUUAGGCUUAGUCUGUUCGAGUUUACAGCAUUGCAAGAAGCCUACACAGGUUCGUUUCUUUCAAGCAGGGGUGUCAAACUUGGUGAUAUCAAGGUUGUUAUGGCAGAUACUAAAUUCACUUAUGAGGACUGGGUUAGCGUGAGAUUUGGGACAGGUAUGCCAUGGAAGCGUUGCUACGCUGUUAUCUCCCCACAGUCUAGCAAAAAAAAGAAAAAUUCAAAAGGCUCAAUAUGUUUCUAUGAAAAUGACAAAAAAACCAAAAAAUCAAACAUCAUGACAACUGUAGUGGAUGCAAGGGCUUUAUAUGCCGUUUAUCCCUCUUCACCAAUAUUAAUCGACACAUCUACAAUCAUAAAAUUGGAAGGUUUUGUAUCUUUUGAAAAAAGUGAGGAACCUCAGGAAACCAACAUAUUCAUCAUGCCUGAAAAACACCAAGGUGUUCCUGGAUAUGACACUAUUAUUCGUUUUCUAAUCCCAGCUAUGAAUGCUUUCUAUUUAUAUGGCAGGCCAAAAGGUUUGAUUGCCAACAGAAUUGACCCGGAUUCCUUGCUGUUUGCUUUACCAACGCUUCCGCAUAUAUAUUAUUUACAGGUGGAUGAUGUUCUAUCAUUAACAAAAGACAAAAGUUACUUGCAUUGGAAUGCCGCUGACUGGAGAAAUAAUAUUGUUAAAGUAUUACAGAAAAAAUUAAGUAAAGGCUAUAAAGGCUGUGGCAAUAAAUCUGUAUCAAUUGCAUCUGGGAUGAUGAAGUCGCCGGCAAUUAGUUCAGCGGAAUUAUUCGAAGGGUACGAUUCUCUUCCAGAGAAGCAAAUGGAGAGUCCGCAAAAAUCUAAGAUCAAAUCUUCUUCUACACUGCCAUCAAUUGAUGAUAUUAGUUCGGUUCCUGCCUCUGUAAGUUCUCAUGCUACCUCAGUAAAACAAACAGAAUUAUUCGUUGCUGAUAAUUCUUCCAAAAUCAAUGACUGUGUGUCAGCCCAGUCCAGCGUUACCACUAACUUCAAAGAUACUUUCACUACCCCAAUGACAUCGGGGAUGCUUAACCAAGAAAACGCAGACAGAAGCUUUGAGUCAGGCUUAAAACUUAAAAUCCCUGAUGCAGAUUUGAAAAACAUGGAAGACGUUGAAUCGAGCUCUGCUAACAACUUUUCUACGACACCAGAAGACAAACAUAUUCCUUUGGCUAAUGCAGCCGAAUUAUCUGCUCUUUACGACAAAUAUUCUACAUCUCCCUUUGGUAAAUCUGAGGCUCAUUCAAACCCUAAACCUCAAACGUUGGAAGUUGAAGAUCGCCCAAAAAAUGAAACUAGAAGUCCUUAUGAGAGAUACGUAGGCACAUCUGCUGAAAGUAAGACAUUUGAAAUAGGUAACGUCAGAGAGUCGAAGAGCACAAUCAAUACUUCCCUAUCUUCGCCUUUGAGAGUAGAGGAUAAUACACGUUCAAAAAACGAGGACCUGGGAUCCUUAAGAGAGUUUGAAGAGUUGUCUCAAAAGAUUAGCAAUAUGGGAAUGGGCAAUAUUUCUUCAGAAGCUUUAAAUGACAGAGCGGAGAACAGUUCCUUAGUGACGGACCUGAACUUAGAUAUUAAUAACGGUUCAUCCACCAACCUCCACGUAGAACAACGUAUGCCGGAUUUCGGAGAGGAAAAUGUGUUUGAUCCAGAUUAUAUGGAACAAAACCAAAUGUUAGAGACAGAAAGUAGGUACACUACGGAUGAAUUUGACUUUUCAGAUAACCAAGAUGCAGCAUCCAGUGAAUAUAGCAAUGUACAGACCAACCGAAUGGCGACUGAAAUUUUUCCCACUGGUGACAAAAAUGACAAGAUUCCGCAUUCUUCUUUAUUUACAAAUUUAAACCAGCUUACUUCGAAUGGAGGCAAUUAUCAAGGUAGCUCCGAUUUAACUGGUGAUCAAAUGAACAAACCUCUACAAUUUCAACCACUUCAUGUGAAAGGACCACAAUCUUCUUCAUUUGGUUACAAAAAUUCUUCAGCCAAUACCUCGCAGCCCCAAGUCCCAUAUCCCGCUGGCCGCCCGUUGGGUAAAAUAAGAACAGGCCCAUUGACCAUUCAACCCAUGCAACAAGGCGGAGACUCAUCAAUGGGUACUUUUCAAUCUCCACAACAUCAGUUACCGACGCCACAACAGCGUCAAAUCCAACCACUUUCCUUCAGAAACAAUGCCUAUGGAAGCGGUAACAACCAGAAUACCCUCUAUCCAUCACAGCAGCAGCCUCAAGGUAUGAGGUAUAUGAAUAAUAAGGCUCAAAUAAAUGAUAGAUCUCAGAUACCGCAAACACAAUAUAAUGUACAAGAUGACCGUCCUAGCCUCCAUAUAAACACCAGCAACCGAACAAAGCCACGUACUGUACAAGGCGGAUUUUCACAGUUUAUGCCUCCCAGUAGCACAUCAACCAACCCAUAUUCCAACUAG